AUGAAGAAGUUUGGCUUUGGCAAGAAGAGCGGCGACGACGGCGACGACGCUAGCCGCAAUGCUCUCUUUGGAAGUCGCAAGAAGGGGUCAACUGGGGCUGCUCAGUCCGAGAAUCCGUACGCUCAGCAAGACCCUCAAGGCACAGCCGACCCAUAUGCCGAUUCUGCAAAGUAUGCGAACGUGACGCCCUACCAACAAGCCCGCUCUCAGCUUGGAGGAGGUGGUGCACCAGGUGGUACUCCUGGUGCUGGACAACAGGAUGCCCCGGACCGUGCUGGCGGUUAUGGCGGAUACAGCUCCGAAAAAUACGGAUCUGGAGGUGGCUAUGGCUCAAACAGAUACGAGAGCAGUGCUGGAGCAGACCGAUAUGGAGCAUCCACCGCCGGUGCUAGAGGCCCUGGUGGCUAUGGUGGCUUCGGACGGAACGAUAAGGACGAGCAAGACAGCAACAGAGACGCCCUUCUUGGUGGUGCGCAGGAGAGAUAUGCUCAGAGACAGCAAACAGGUGCGACCAGCGGCAGUUAUGGCCAAGGCGGCGCAACCACUACUUCGCAGGAUAGCUACGGCGGAUAUGGUGACCAGCGAGAAUUGACAGCAGAAGAACAAGACGAAGCCGAAACGCAAGCGAUUCUUGCUGAAAAACGCCAAGUGCAACAGGAAAGUUCCGCAUCAGUCUCGCGCUCAGUACAGAUGGCAAGGCAAGCGAACGAAGUCGGCCGCGCCACGCUCGCGCGCCUUGGAGCACAGGGUGAACGAUUGCACAACACCGAGAAGAACCUGGACCUUGCUGCCAACCAGAACAAAAUUGCGCAAGAUAGAGCAGCGGAGCUGAAAACGCUCAACAGGAGCAUGUUUGCUGUCCAUGUCUCCAACCCCUUUACAUCGAAGCAGCGCCAGCAAAAGGCGGAUGAGGAAGUAAUGAACCGUCACCGAGCCGAGCGCGAUCAGAGAGAGGCAACUCGCCGCGAGGGUUUCUCUGCUAACCAGCGCAUGGAGUCGAAUUUUCGUGACUUCAACACCGCCGGUGCUGGCGGACCUUGGCAGCGUACCAAAAAGGAUUAUGGUAAAUUCAACCUGGAAGAUGAAGAAGGCGCCGAUGAGCUUGAGGAUCAGAUUGAUGAUGGUAUCAAUGAGCUCGAAGGUCAGGUUUCCAUGAUGAACAUGGUUGGUCGUGCCAUCGGAAAGGAGGUUGAUUCACAGAACAAACAAAUUGACAGAAUCAUGUCAAAGAGCGAUGCUGUGGAUGAUGCCACUCGCAUGAACCGCGAGAGAUUGGCCCGCAUCAAAUAA
This is a messenger RNA of Cordyceps fumosorosea ARSEF 2679, 1290 nucleotides long. RefSeq names its product plasma membrane SNARE protein (Sec9). Gene Ontology annotation, cellular component: SNARE complex; plasma membrane. The record is from RefSeq and is a predicted model, not a curated record. Lineage: Eukaryota; Fungi; Ascomycota; Sordariomycetes; Hypocreales; Cordycipitaceae. Bases 1 to 1290 code for a protein of 429 amino acids. The transcript has 2 exons. Gene Ontology annotation, molecular function: SNAP receptor activity; syntaxin binding. Gene Ontology annotation, biological process: exocytosis; vesicle fusion.